AUUGCGAAAGUAUCCUCUAGAUGGCGCACUUCAGGAAAUCCAAAAUUUUGUCACGGAAAAAAAUGUCAUCAAAAGGAGUGAAAGACAAACCCAAAUAAAUUUUGUCAUAGAUUAUAACAAUGGAAGUAAAAAACGGGACAGAUUCACCAGAUGAUAGUUCAAGACAACAGAGACAUGCCAGGCAAGGUAGUGUCACAAAUGUUGAUGGAGUAAACCAUGGCGUGAAUGACCAGAGACAAGCUGCUGCUCGGGCUAUGAGUAUGAAUCAGGGCGCAGCGGGUAGACGGGCUCCACCCUCGGCAAACUCCGGGGCAGAGGUGCAGCUGCAAAUGCAAGUGACGACGCCUUCUGGUGGGAGCGACACCUUAAAAAGCCAGUCCGGAAAAGGCCCUCGAGAAGAAAACAGUAAACUUGCCCAGCCAGAGGAAAUUCCCUUACUCCUUGGUGAAAGGAUAGAAGGCAUUGCCAAGGAUGUAACCUACCUGUGUCCCUUCACCGGCCCCAUGCGUGGCACUCUGACUAUCACCAACUACAAGCUCUACUUCAAGGGAGGAGAUAGGGAGCCACCAUUUAUUCUUGAUGUUCCCCUUGGUGCUGUUUAUAGAGUAGAGAAGGUUGGUGGUUCCACCAGCAGGGGAGAAAACUCAUAUGGUCUUGAAGUCUUCUGCAAGGACAUGAGAAACCUGAGGUUUGCUCACAAGCAAGAGAAUCAUUCCAGACGACUGGUUUAUGAGAAAGUACAAACCUAUGCAUUUCCAGUAUCAAAUAAAUUGCCCUUCUUUGCCUUUGAAUACAAGGAGUAUUACAAUGAGGAUGGAUGGGCAGUUUAUGACCCAGUGGCUGAGUACAAGAGACAGGGUCUGCCCACUGAGAGCUGGAAAAUCUCCAGAAUCAAUGAGAAUUUCACCUUCUGUGAUACCUACCCUGCUAUUCUUGCCAUUCCUGCAGCAGCAGAUGAUGAACUCCUCAGACAAGUGGCUGCAUUUAGAAGUAGAAACAGAUUACCGAUCAUGUCGUGGCUUCACCCACAGAGCCAGGCCACCAUCACACGAUGCAGUCAGCCCCUGGUUGGGGUCGGUGGUAAGAGAAGUAAGGAGGAUGAGAAGUAUAUUCAGAUGAUCCUAGACGCCAAUGCUCAGUCCCACAAACUGCUUAUUAUGGAUGCCAGGCCGACAGUCAAUGCAGUAGCAAAUAAGGCUAAGGGAGGUGGUUAUGAGAAUGAGGAUACCUACCAGAAUGCUGAAAUUUGUUUCUUGGAUAUUCACAACAUCCAUGUCAUGAGAGAAAGCUUACGUAAGCUGAAAGAUAUCUGUUUUCCUAGCAUCGAUGAACAUCAUUGGCUUGCUAACCUAGAGGCUACACACUGGUUGGAACAUGUUAAGAUGGUUUUAGCUGGCGCUGUACGAAUCGCUGAGCGUGUUGAGAGCCAGAAGACAUCUGUGGUGGUCCACUGCAGUGAUGGCUGGGACAGGACGGCCCAGCUGACAGCCCUUGCUAUGUUACUCCUAGAUCCAUUCUAUCGCACCAUCAGAGGCUUUGAGGUGCUCAUAGAGAAGGAAUGGUUAGCUUUCGGACAUAAGAUGGCACAGCGCCAUGGGCAUGGAGACAAGAACUAUACUGAUGCAGACAGGUCACCAAUCUUCCAACAAUUCAUUGAUAGUGUGUGGCAAGUUACACGACAGUUUCCCAAUGCUUUUGAAUUCAAUGAACACUUCUUGAUCACCAUCCUGGAUCACCUGUACAGCUGUCUCUUUGGAACGUUCCUCUUUAAUUGUGAGAGGGAGAGAAUCAAAGAACAAGUGAAAACCAAGACUGUGUCAUUGUGGUCUUACAUCAACAGCAGUAUGGAGGAGUUCAUCAACCCUAUGUAUGCCAGCUACAUGCAUCAACAUGUUCUCUUUCCUGUGGCCAGUAUGAGGAGGAUUGAACUGUGGACCUCCUACUACAUCAGAUGGAACCCACGCAUGAAACCACAGGAGCCAGUACAUCAGAGGAACAAGGAGCUCCUAGAGCUACGAGCCCAACUCCAGCGACAGGUCGAGGAGCUACAGAAGGAGAUAGAGGCCAGGGAUCUAGGACUCCAGUCCACUCCAGGGGGAACGUCCUCACCGCCGAAGGUCACCAGUCCGGUCAAUGCCUGAAACAUCCACGUUGCGCCAGUGAGUCUUCUGAAGAAAUUAAGUCCAGGUGGUUUAUUUCUUACAGCAGUUCAGAGAGUUGUGCAUGAUUUGACGAGCAUUUAGACUAUCGCAAGCCUGAUGGCUAUGAUGUUGAUCAACAUAUAACACUUAUUGCUACUACAACGGUCAUUCACUGAAGAGUUGUGCCCGAUUGGAUUGAAGGCAUGAGAAAACGUUCUUCUGCACCAGCAACUACAUGCAUACCAUCUAUGACGAAGGUCUGAUAAAGCUUGCAGCCUUACGAGUGAAAGCUUAACAGAAGCGGGUACAAUUUUGUGAUUGGGAAGAAAGAAAGUUUUCCUGUGUUACGGAAAGUGUUUGACCCAAUUUGAAUAACAUGAUGAGAAAAAGUGUAAUUUCUUUGAAUAAGAGAUUCAGUUUUUGACUCUUAUAUUUGCACCUCGUAUUCUAGUCUGUCGUAACAUCGCUCGUUAGUUUACAAACAACUUCAUGAAACACCGCUCGUGUUUGAUUUUGUCAAAGGUUUCUGGUGAUUGCUUGACUUUGAACUAGACUAGGAUAUAGUGCUAUAAGACAUUGCUGGAGUUGAUGCCAUUAUGUCCUUCAAUCAAUGGCUUUUGCUUCUAUGAAUACAUUGUAAAGGUAAAGGUCAUUGAGCAGGAAUUGUUUUGCUGGUAAGAUCACAUGUAGUGUUUGGUCUGAGGCUUUGUUUUAUGAAACGUCAUUUCUCGAGAACAAAUUUGACAGAAUGUUGCCUAUCAAUUUGCUUAUAAGCUCAUAGAUAUGGCCUAGAAAUUUCCUUAAGUUAUAUGAAGCAGGCAGAGAGGAGUGACGAAUAUAGUAAAAUUAUUGGAAUUAAAUAAGAAGCAAUUGUUUGAUCAAGGACAUAAUAGCAAUGACCAUUAUUUAUAGUUAUGUAUAGAAAAGAAUAUAGUGCUAUUUGUUGUCGAAAUUCUCUCCUCGUUCUAGAUGAUGCAGUUAUGACCUCUUUUCCCCUCCAAGUAUUGUAUCCAAAUAUCAUUGAUAUGAUUUAUGUAUACUUAUAUAUAAAACAUAGAAUUUGGGAGAGAGCAAAUGGUUUUAUUUAAAAUCCAAAACGUUAUUCAACCUUUGUUAUUAGGCAAAGCAAAUUGUAUCUUGUACAUAAACCUUUUCUACAUUUUCACUUUGCUAUGUAGCAGUAUUUCUAUGUGUGCAAACAAGUGUUCUCUCACUAGCUAUCAUUGCAACGAGGCUUUGAAGACCUUUUUAUGUUUGUAUGAAGAUAUUGGGGCUACUUGUAUGCAAUGUAAAUAAUUCAGUGUAUCAAAAUUAUAAAUGUAUGAGGUUUACCCUUAAUUGCACUUUGAAAGUUGUUGCUCCAGGAUUACUUAAAUUUUUUUUUUUAAUGUGAGAAAAACUAGCAUCAUUAGAGACUUUCAAAGCGAAGUUGAAGUCUUUUAUAAGGUUAUUAGUUCUCACCCAUUAACCCAAAUUAUUUUUUUCUAUCUUGGAAGAAUAUAGCUGUCUUCAAAAUAUUCAAGGAACAAGCUGAUGAAGUCUUAUCCCUACUUAGCCUAAUUUUGUGUAAUAUAAGAAAAGGAGAGUGGCGACUUUACAUCAUCAGCCCACCUAUUCAUGAUGGCAAAUUUUACUCUAUUUAUUCAGAAAUUAUUUUCAGCCUGGAGGAUCCCUUUAACGAUGUAUACUAGGAGAUCUUGUUUUGUUUCCUACAUGUAGCAUGUCCCAUAAAAAUGAUUUUAUUAUCCCUCUCAUGUUCAUAUUAAUGUCAGCUUUCAUGGGCAGCAUUUUGGUGCUCACCUCACCCAGUUUGGGAAGACUAUGUAAUACACUGUAUGUUGUAAAUUCCACACUUAUCCACGAUGAAAUGGAAUUGGCAUGUUAGAAGCUUGUAAAAUUCCUGCUGAAAGCUCUGAUUUUUGUUAAUAUUUUGGAUAUUUUACUGCUUUGUCAGCUAAAAUUUGAAUUUGUGGGACUAAUUGCAUAAUUUUUUUUCUCGUGGAUUAUUUAGACAUACCGGUACAUGUAACAAUCACGGGCUCUCAAACUAUUUUUGGAACACUUUAAAGCCCUUAAUUGGUCUGAAGUGAUUGUUGUCUCGAAAUUCUCUACUGAGAGGAAUUUGAUGCAAUAGAGUCCCCAAAAUUUGAAUUCUAAGGAGUUCUCUCCAGUUUUUUAUUUCACCCCCAAAAUAAUUAGCUUUACAUGUACAUGAUUCAGGGUCGAAAACACAGCCCCACCAGCAUUACCAAUUUAUGCUGGCGAAAAAUGGCCAGCAUAAAUGGAUAACAAAACCAGGAAACAGUGAAAAAGUUAGAGGUUAGGCAUUUUGUAGUCUUGUGUUGUUCAUGGCUAUAGUAUACUGCAAGAUAAAUUAAAUUAAAAAAAAUAUUGAGUGCAUAUCUAAACUCCAGUGGUAAUGAAGUAGACUCGUACACAAGGGUCUAUAAAUAAUUGAUCAUACAAAAGCUAAAGAUGACGUGAUUGACUGAAAAGCGAAUUUUUAUGCAUAUGAUCCUAGCUAAUAAUUUCAUCGAAUCAAGAAAAAAGAAUUGAUACUUACAUGUAUUCUGCCCCCCCCCCCCUCCUGGAAAAUUUUGUGUCUCAUAAAGGAAUUCAGUAACAUUUGAUUACUCAAUAUAUCCAAAUAUGGUUUUACAGCACUUUAAACCCCUGGGGAAGGAGGGGGGGGGGUAGGGGGAGGCGGAGUGUCCUCUGAAUAAAUUUCAAGUUGUUAAACAUAAAGGCUAACUCUGAAGAUGAGCAAGCAUGUUUAAUAUGAGCUAAAAAAUUACCAACAUAGAUUCAUAGGACUGAGUGACAUCAAUGGUGUUGUGAUUCCAUUGGUUUUUACACACAAAAAAAAUUGAUAUUUUUUUUCUUAAAUUGGUUUGUUUCCUUUCAUGCAUAGAGUGAGACUAUAGGCGCUGCCGCGAUCAACAUUGAAAUCUUUGCCUGAGGCUAAGUUUUUGAAAUGUCAUGAGAUAGUAGUAUAUGGAUCUAAGGGUAAUCAAGUAUUACUGAAAUUGAAAUAUUUUCUAGUAUUACUGAACAUGGUCACUGAACUUUGGCCAUGUUGAAUAGUAACUUUGAAAGUUUAUGGUUAUAUUUUAAACUGGACAUUGGGGUCUUGUGUUUGUUGACCUAUCAUUGUAGUCUGCAAUGCUGCUAAAUUGAAUUGCAUAAUGCUGGCGAGAUGCUCUACUUGUUAAUCACUCACUUUAUCUGUGUACAAACUCAUGGAAGCAAUAAAUUAGCUGGUAAGUGGUGAAAAGGUAUAACUCAUUUUAAGAUUUUAUUGAAAAUUGUGGAAGUCGCAAGUUACAAUACAUCAAUUAAAAGUCUGACUGAAAGCAAUUUGAUUGCUUGCUUGCAACACCAAGA
This is a messenger RNA of Lytechinus pictus (painted urchin), 5525 nucleotides long. Its product is annotated as myotubularin-related protein 2-like. Gene Ontology annotation, cellular component: cytoplasm; membrane. The record is from RefSeq and is a predicted model, not a curated record. The coding region runs from base 120 to 2141 and encodes 673 amino acids. Gene Ontology annotation, molecular function: phosphatidylinositol-3-phosphate phosphatase activity; phosphatidylinositol-3,5-bisphosphate 3-phosphatase activity. Gene Ontology annotation, biological process: phosphatidylinositol dephosphorylation. The transcript has 16 exons. NCBI's taxonomy places the organism in Eukaryota, Metazoa, Echinodermata, Echinoidea, Temnopleuroida, Toxopneustidae.